GUACAACAUUUCCCAGAAUGCAAUUCGGUGUUUCAUGCCAAGGAAACAGUUUGUAUGGCCUUUUAUUUGAAUUCUUUCAGACAACGUUUUAAUCAGCUUUUAAUCAGCUGUUGUCAUGGUAAUGAAGUCAUCUGUUGAGGAUGAUGAUGCUGGCUGGGGGCUUGGAAUUCCAGAGAAGAUGAAGAAUAACGCAAACUGGGUGGAUAUCACCCUGGACUUCAAAGGGGCUUGUAAAGAACUGAAGCUUGGAGAACUGCUCCAUGACAAACUUUUUGGCCUGUUUGAAGCCAUGUCUGCCAUUGAAAUGAUGGAUCCCAAGAUGGAUGCUGGCAUGAUUGGCAAUCAAGUGAACAGGAAGGUCCUCAACUUCGAGCAGGCAGUCAAGGAUGGAGCUAUUAAAAUCAAGGAUUUGACCUUGCCUGAGCUGAUUGGUAUAAUGGACACAUGUUUUUGCUGCUUGAUCACGUGGCUUGAAGGUCAUUCCUUAGCCCAGACAGUUUUCACUUGCCUGUAUGUCCAUAACCCUGACCUAAUAGAAGACUCUGCCAUGAAGGCAUUUGCUCUUGGCAUUCUGAAAAUUUGUGAUAUUGCCCGGGAGAAAGUCAAUAAAGCAGCUGUUUUUGAAGAGGAAGAUUUCCAGGCAAUGACCUAUGGUUUCAAAAUGGCUAACAACGUGACAGAUUUAAGAGUUACAGGCAUGUUGAAGGAUGUAGAGGAUGAUUUACAAAGGAGGGUGAAGAGCACAAGGAGUCGACAGGGAGAAGAGAGGGACCCAGAAGUGGAACUUGAACAUCAACAAUGCCUGGCCCUUUUUAGCAGAAUUAAGUUUACACGUUUGCUGCUGACAGCUUUGAUCGCUUUUACAAAAAAAGAGACAAGCUCAGUGUCGGAAGCUCAGAAACUGAUGACACAAGCUGCAGAUCUCCUUUCUGCUAUCCACACUUCCAUCCAUCACGGUAUACAAGCACAAAAUGAUACUACAAAAGGAGAUCACCCCAUAAUGAUGGGAUUUGAACCCCUUGUUAACCAGCGGCUGCUACCCCCAACCUUUCCUCGCUAUGCCAAAAUCAUUAAGAGAGAAGAAAUGGUCAACUACUUCACCAAACUGAUAGAGCGCAUUAAAACAGUCUGUGAAGUUGUCAACACCACGAAUCUGCACUCCAUACUGGACUUUUUCUGUGAAUUCAGUGAGCAAUCCCCCUGUGUUCUUUCCAGAUCUUUGUUACAAACAACUUUCUUGAUUGAUAAUAAAAAGGUAUUUGGGACUCAUCUAAUGCAAGACAUGAUAAAGGAUGCUUUAAGGUAUUUUGUGAGCCCCCCUGUACUAUCUACAAAAUGCUGCUUAUACAACAACCAUCAGGCUAAGGAUUACAUUGACUCAUUUGUCACACACUGUACUCGGCCAUUCUGCAGUCUCAUUCAAAUCCAUGGACACAACAGGGCCCGACAAAGAGAUAAGUUGGGACACAUUUUGGAGGAGUUUUCUGCACUGCAGGAUGAAGCUGAAAAAGUGGAUGCUGCUCUACACAGUAUGCUAAUGAAGCAAGAGCCACAAAGACAGCAUUUGGCGUGCUUGGGAACAUGGGUCCUUUAUCACAACUUGAGAAUCAUGAUCCAGUACCUCCUGAGUGGCUUUGAACUUGAGCUCUAUAGCAUGCAUGAGUAUUACUACAUUUACUGGUAUUUGUCAGAAUUCCUGUAUGCCUGGUUGAUGUCCACACUGAGUCGAGCUGAUAGCUCUCAGAUGGCUGAGGAGAGGAUCAUGGAGGAGCAGCAGAAAGGACGCAGCAGCAAGAAAUCCAAAAAGAAGAAAAAGGCACGGCCCCUAAGCAGAGAGAUCACCAUGAGUCAAGCCUACCAGAAUAUGUGUGCUGGCAUGUACAAGACCAUGAUAGCAUUCGACAUGGACGGAAAAGUAAGAAAGCCAAAGUUUGAGCUGGACAGUGAGCAAGUCCGAUAUGAACAUCGUUUUGCCCCUUUCAACAGUGUUGUUACCCCUCCUCCUGUGCAUUACAUCCAGUUUAAGGAAAUGUCUGACCUGAAUAAAUAUAGCCCUCCUCCUCAAUCCUCGGAUCUCUACAUGGCAUCCAGUAAGCACUUCCAGCAAGCCAAGAUGAUCCUGGAGAAUGUUCCCAAUCCAGAUCCAGAGGUGAAUCGAAUACUGAAAGUGGCCAAACCCAACAUAGUGGUGAUGAAGUUGCUUGCAGGAGGCCACAAAAAAGAGACUAAGGUUCUACCAGAGUUUGAUUUCUCUGCGCAUAAGUACUUCCCAGUGGUGAAGAUAAUUUAAUAAGGAAUUUUACAUUUAAAAAAAACAAUGGGAUGGCAUUUUGUGUCAUGAAGUAUCUGAGCUGUGUAAGUUGUACAGUAAAUUAGUGACAUAUCAGAUUCAUCAUGCAGCAAUUGCAAAACGUAAGAAGAAUGACUUCAUUGACCAUAUUGAACCUCUGUUUAGAGUGAAAUUCCAUCUUAGCUACAUAAAUGUUGUGGAUUUGUCCAUUUAACUUUUUGAUCUGUUCAUGAACUUCUGAAAUCUUAAGAAUAGUAAGGUUUUAGCUUGCUUUGGGUAUGGCAGACUGGACUGUUUUUUUAACAUUCUUUUUUCUUCCUUUAGAAUAAUAGAAACAAAAUUGUAAUUGUUACAUUUGCUUUGAUUUUGUUUACCAAGUACAUAAAAAUUGUACAUUGACCAGACCUAUUAAAAUGUCAAAAUGUUUGUUUUCACCUUGAUUAAUCUGAAGUAUUUUAAAUGUUUUAACACUAUAUGGAAGCCCCACAUUUCAGAAGAAAAUGCAUAAUAAACUGGUUUACUACAUUAAA
Molecule: messenger RNA, 2820 nt
Organism: Lepisosteus oculatus (spotted gar)
Lineage: Eukaryota; Metazoa; Chordata; Actinopteri; Semionotiformes; Lepisosteidae
Gene: naa35
Product: N-alpha-acetyltransferase 35, NatC auxiliary subunit
Biological process (GO): N-terminal peptidyl-methionine acetylation
Cellular component (GO): NatC complex
Source: RefSeq, a predicted model, not a curated record